Lodderomyces beijingensis is the source of this 1728-nucleotide messenger RNA. The record is from the annotation of a GenBank genome assembly. Lineage: Eukaryota; Fungi; Ascomycota; Pichiomycetes; Serinales; Debaryomycetaceae.
AUGUCGUCUUCGCUUGAAAAGAAGGAGUCUUCGCCAAGACACAGCAUCGGCCAAGGUGAAGUCGACUAUGUUCUUUCCAAUAGAAUCACCCAGCAGCAGACAAAUAUCCGGAACCUCGACUCGUUAGCUUAUGACGCGAAUGAAAAGGACAAGUGCAAGUUGCUCCAAGAAGCACAAGCCAACUUGGAUUUUGUCGCGGAUACCGGAUAUGCUCCCGAGUUGAGAAGAAACUUUAGUUUUAUCUCCUUGUUGGGUAUCGGGUUUGGUAUCACCAACUCAUGGUUCGGUAUCAGUGGUUCCUUGAUUGCCGGUAUCAGCUCAGGUGGUCCCAUGAUGAUCAUUUACGGUAUCAUUAUUGUCGCUUCCUUUUCCAUGUGCAUUGCCGUGACUUUGAGCGAGAUGGCCUCGGCGUACCCUAACGCGUCGGGCCAGAUUUACUGGACAAUGAAGCUUGCACCAAAGAAGUAUUCAAGAAUCAUGUCUUAUAUCACGGGUAUGCUUUCGUGGUUGGGCUCGAUUUUCACUUCGGCUAGCGUCACCAUGACGAUUGCCACUGCUGUUGUGGGAAUGUACAUGUUGCACCACCCUGACAAGACGGUGCUGAGAUGGCAGGUGUUUAUCGUCUACGAAAUUGUCAACAUUUUGUUGGUGUUUUUCAACAUUUGGGAGAAGCCCUUGCCCAUGCUUUCGUCGGGGGCAUUGUAUGUUUCGUUGUUUUCGUUUGUGGUGAUUAUCAUUGUUGUCUUGUCCAUGCACAAGGGUGAUUUCCAAAGCGCUAGAUUUGUGUUUGUUGAGUUUGAAAAUGGAACUGGUUGGAGUUCGAGUGGGAUUGCUUUCAUUGUUGGUUUGCUUAACCCCAAUUGGAGUUUCUCGUGCCUUGACGCAGCUACUCACAUUGCUGAAGAGUCAUUAAACCCAAGUGUUCAGAUUCCUCAAGCCAUUAUCGGUACCGUGAUUGUUGGCUUUUUAACGUCAUUCACCUACUGCAUUGCCAUGUUUUUUAGCAUAAAGGACUUGGAGUCUAUCUUGAGCUCAAACACGGGUGUGCCCAUCAUGGACAUUUAUUAUCAGGCAACCAACUCAAAAGCUGCGGCAGUGGGGUUGGAAGUAUUGAUUGUACUUACUGCUAUCGGAUGCAACAUUGGUGCUCAUACAUGGCAAGCGAGAAUCUGCUGGAGCUUUGCAAGAGAUCAGGGAUUGCCCUUUUCGCAAUACUGGUCCAAGGUCAACACCAAAACGGGCACCGUUGUCAAUGCCCACAUCAUGUCGUGUUUCUGGUGUGGAGUCAUUGGAUGCAUCUACAUGGGUUCUUCAACCGCAUUUAAUUCCAUCUUGGUCUCGUGUGUCACAUUUUUGUUGCUUUCGUACUUGGUCCCGACUGUAUUCUGGAUCUUUAAAAGAAACGAGAUCCAACCGGGCCCUUUCUUUUUGAACAAGUUUGGUAUCGGGUUGUUUUGCAACGUUAUGCUUUGCUGUUGGGCCGUUUUUGCGUUUGUCUUUUUCAAUUUCCCCUCGGUGAUGCCUGUUUCCAGUGGCAACAUGAAUUAUUCCUCGGCCGUGUUCGGUGUUGCGUUGAUCAUUUGUGCGUGCGAUUGGUUUAUCCGGGGAAGGAAGGAGUAUGUUGGUCUCCAAGAGCGAGAGAUGCAAAAGGACGAACUUACACAGGUGUUGUCUAACCAGCUAUCAAACAUUGAGAUGUCCAUGUCUCAUAAACAGAGUCAGUACUAG